Messenger RNA from Bombus pyrosoma, 670 nucleotides. It is a transcript of the gene Lamtor2, whose product is annotated as ragulator complex protein LAMTOR2. Gene Ontology annotation, molecular function: guanyl-nucleotide exchange factor activity; molecular adaptor activity. Gene Ontology annotation, biological process: positive regulation of TOR signaling; cellular response to amino acid stimulus. The transcript has 3 exons. The coding region runs from base 145 to 525 and encodes 126 amino acids. The record is from RefSeq and is a predicted model, not a curated record. Gene Ontology annotation, cellular component: Ragulator complex. NCBI's taxonomy places the organism in Eukaryota, Metazoa, Arthropoda, Insecta, Hymenoptera, Apidae.
AUUAUCCUUUGUUUUAUAGAAUACAAGUAUUAAAAAAUAAUGCUCAUACCUUGUUGGUGUUUUAUAUUAAGUUCACGAUAAAGUUUAAUGAGAGUAAUUUAAAGAAGAUAACAAGAAAGAGAAAUUUGUAUUACUUGUGAAACUAUGUUGAAACCAAAAGCAUUAACACAAGUACUUAGUCAAGCUAAUACCGGCGGCGUAGAAAAUACAUUAUUAUUAAAUAGAGAUGGUGGUUUAUUAGCUUACAGUGGUUAUGGAGAUAAAGAUGCAAGAGUAACUGCUGCUAUUACAAGUAAUAUUUGGUCAGCUUAUGAAAAAAAUGGACGAAAUGCAUUUAAGGAAGAUGAAUUGCAAUUUGUAUUAAUGGAUUGUGUGGAGGGCAAAGUUGUUAUUACUGAAGUUGCUAAUUUGUUGUUAUGUUUGUAUGCAAAAGAAAAUGUGGGAUUUGGUUUACUAAGAGAAAAAGCACAAGCUUUAGCAAGAUACCUUGAUCAACCACUAAAAACAAUAGCAAAUAUGCCUUAAUCAAUGUUUAAACAUAUAUCCAAUUAUGUUGUAAAAUUUAGUUUUAUAUUUUAAUAUUUAUAAUUUAUUGUAAAGUAAAUUGAUACUUGGUACUGUCUUGUAAAUAAUAUAUUUUCAAUUAAUAAAAAACUUAUGUAAUCAUUUA